Epinephelus fuscoguttatus (brown-marbled grouper) is the source of this 3839-nucleotide messenger RNA. Its product is annotated as poly(ADP-ribose) glycohydrolase-like. Gene Ontology annotation, biological process: ATP generation from poly-ADP-D-ribose; carbohydrate metabolic process; nucleotide-sugar metabolic process. The transcript is spliced from 17 exons. Bases 611 to 3058 code for a protein of 815 amino acids. Gene Ontology annotation, molecular function: poly(ADP-ribose) glycohydrolase activity. Lineage: Eukaryota; Metazoa; Chordata; Actinopteri; Perciformes; Serranidae. Gene Ontology annotation, cellular component: cytoplasm; nucleus. The record is from RefSeq and is a predicted model, not a curated record.
ACCGUGCCUGAAUCAGAAUUUCUUAAAAACUAACUUUUCUACAGUAAAAUCGUCGUAGCCAUUAUAAACGUUGAGAACUGCUGUUGGAAAUCUCGCGUUAUUUCAACAGUUGUACGUCACUGGCGCGCGGAAGAGCUGCACUGUUGUUGCUAGGUUCAGUGACAGCCAGAAGUACUACUCUGCGUCUUAACACUAACCAAAAACCAACAAAUAUUGUCAUAGUGUACGUUUAGGUUAUUUUUAAUAGGAAGCUGUGAGUUUACAAGAUGCGUGCUCAAGUGUCUGGCGCUAUUCACAAUUAUUUCUCGGUUGUUUUAAGGAGCUGUUGAACUCCAAAGCUAGCUAGCAUGUAAGCUAGCUAAUGGUUUGUUGACAGUCGUUUCUGGAUAGUGUGUCACGCUAUUGUUGGACAACAACAAACUGCGACCUAAGGUAAAAGCUUGGUUUAUAUUACAAGAUAAACGCAGCAUUUCGUUCAGCAUUAGGUACAGGCGAGCGCUCAUUAGUUAGCCAAUUAGCAACACGGAUAAGUAAGUUGAUGUUAUGCCCCUACAAACUAACGUCAAAGCACCGGCAUGUGCUUUUUAGGAAUUGUUAGAUAGCGUCAUGUAUGGCUGCGUACCAUUUUUUAAGACUUGCUCACCUACUGAAGAAAGGGCUGCCCACGAAACAAGUCUGGACAAGAGCAAAUAACGCCUCAAUCUUGGUGUCAGCUCAGGUUGUAUUAAUGACUGCGCUGACAGACUUUGAACCUUUAGCAAAGAGACUUAGGGUUGAUAUGAGUGCCCCAACGUCCCCUCCAUCUUCUUCCCAAGUCUCAUCUUUAUGUAUUCAGAGCAGAGAUAAUAAUACAGUAGAUCAAGAAAGGAGGCAAAACAACACAGACACAAAGAUGGACAUAUGGCCAAAGACUGGAGCAGACCGACUGCGAGGUGUUAAGACAAAAGGUUGCCAUCAAAGAAUUGGCCCCAGACCGCAACAGAAGUUCAGAAGCACUCUUGAACGAUGGUUGGUGAAGCCCCAAAAAAGUACAGCUGAAGUGUGCCAAACCCAAGAAGAUGUCGAGAUGGCUGAUGACAGUGCCUCACAGAGCACGUCAGCUCAGGUUCAGGAGCGGCAAAAUGCUGAAAAGCCUGCUGUGUCUGACUCGGAUGAAGAAACACAACCUUUGACACCACAGGGCCUGGAUGAGUACAAUCCUGUGUCACCAGCUUCCAAGGACCCUGCAGGGAGUGGGCUAACACAGCCACCGUCCCACAAUUAUGAUGGAUUAGAGAAAGAAGAAAUGGAGACAGACUCAUCAGAGAGCUCCGUCAAGCACAAUGCCAAAAUAACAGACUUCUUUGCAGGGACCUCAUCACCAGGUGUACCUGUGAGACGGGGCAGGCCGAAUAAGUCUCCAGACAAACCAGAUGCAGACAAGGAAGCCACAUCUGCUGUUGUCAAGCCUGAUGUCAAAUGGCUGGGGACGCCAAUUAGUGAGCUAAAGAGAAUGCCAGAAUGUGGCGGACCGCUUCCUCCACUGAAGGACGUUCCUGGCCAGCACACUGUGAUGAUAAGGACCGACCUUCUUCAGAGUGGUAAAGUUCCUGUUCCAUAUCCUACAAAGUUUAGGGAUACCUGGGAUGAUGUCCAUGUCAAGAUGCCCUGUUCCAGUAGCAACCUGUUUCCUGUACAGGAUGAGGAAACACUGGAACUACAGAAUAAGAGUCGGUGGGAGCUGAUCAAGGAAGCUUUAAACAAGGAAUUUACGAGUCCAUUUGAGCUGAGGAAUGCAAUACUGAAGUACAACUCCUCACAGGCCAAGAAAUGGGACUUCACUGCAUUACGUUUGUACUGCACUAAGGUCCUGGAGCCUGAUGCCGCUGAACAUCUGUUUGACUCCCUGCUGCCAGACAUGGUGCAAUUAGCACUGAGAGCAUCUGAGCUCUGUACCAAGCCGAUACCCCUCCUCAAGCAAGGCACGGACCACUCCAUCACCAUGUCUCAGGAGCAGGUGGCAUGUCUGCUCGCCAACGCCUUCUUCUGCACCUUCCCCCGACGCAACUCCAGAAAGACUGAGUACCGCAACUACCCAGACAUCAACUUCUUCAGGCUGUUUGAGAGCUCGUCUUCAAGGAAGAUUGAGAAGCUGAAAACCCUGAUGUGCUAUUUCCAAACUUUCACUGGACAAAAGCCAACUGGACUUGUAACAUUCACACGAAGAAGCUUGGAAGAUCCUCUGAAUUGGAAAAGCUCAAAGACUCAGCUCACAAAGCUCCACAUUACAUGUGAAGGCACCAUUGAGGAUGAUGGUUAUGGAAUGCUUCAGGUGGAUUUUGCUAAUCAGUUUGUGGGAGGAGGAGUCACCAGUUCCGGGCUCGUCCAAGAGGAAAUCCGUUUCCUGAUCAACCCCGAGCUUAUCGUUUCUCGCCUCUUCACCGAAGCCCUGGAUGAUAAUGAAUGUCUGAUCAUCACAGGCACGCAGCAGUACAGCAAAUACACAGGAUAUGCUCAUACCUACCAGUGGGGCGGCAGCCACCAGGACACAACUCCAAGAGAUGGCUGGCAGAGAAGAUGCACAGAAAUUGUGGCGAUCGAUGCACUGCAUUUCAAGACCUUUCUUGAACAGUUUCACCCAGUGAGACUCAACCGAGAACUCAACAAGGCCUACUGUGGUUUUGCUCGCCCUGAAGAACAAAGCCAAAACCUUGCAGCAGUGGCUACAGGGAACUGGGGCUGUGGGGUUUUUGGAGGUGACACACGUCUGAAAGCUCUGCUCCAGAUGCUGGCAGCUGCUGAGGCGGGCAGAGAUGUGGCCUAUUUCACCUUUGGUGACAGCCAGCUCAUGACAGAUGUCCACAAGAUGCACUCUUUCCUAACUCAGAGGAAGAUCAGUGUCGGGGAGGUAUAUGAGCUCCUGGGGCAGUACUACAGCUCAGUGUGCAGGAACUGCCUUGGUCGACGCCCUGACGUCAGCCUCUACUCCUUCAUCUACCAACAGGUCAGCUCCUCCCUGGCGCCAGAGGACUCCGACAGGGGCUCGGCUAGACAUCACGUCCCUGCAGACUGCCGUUAAGGUCAGGUGGCUGAUGAGUCACCGUGCCUUAUCUUGGGAAAACGUCACAAAACCGAAUUAAAACAUUCUCCGUCUGCCUUUAAAUUUAUUUUUUAGCAUAAUUGUUUUUUGUAAUACAAACUUGAUUAACAGUGGGGGAUUUACCAAAUGUGGUCUCCACCACUGGCAGCUGAAAAUGACAAUCUGGCAUGCAGAUCCUUUCCACAAAGAACCGGACUGCAGAGGGUGAUUAGUUAUGACCCUGUCUGGCACUGUGUUCAUUUUGCUGCUGCUGGUAAUACACCAAUGUAUUGAGCUUCAAUACGACGCAAUUGUGAUUUUAAUGGUGAAGCAAAGGUUGCCAUCCAUCUUCUGAGUUUGUCAUGUUUCCUUUUUUUACACCCACACAUAUCCAGCCUAAUUGAAUUGGCUGUCAGAAAUCAAGUUAAAGGAAAAGAAUAACAAGAACGGGGUUUGGAAAGCUUGGAGCGGUCUCAGAAAACGGUUUGAUUUAAAGAUUUAAAGAGCAGCCUGGCUCUUAAGGGGAUAAUCUCUUAGCUGCCACAUUCACAGCAAAGUUCUAGUUACAAUCACGGGUCCAUGAAUACAUUUUUGGGUUCUUUGCUGUAUGUGACACACUCCAAAGAACCCAGAUGCGCUUAAAAUAUUAAUUUGAUUUGAUUAGUUUGUUUCUGUGUUUUAGAACUAAUUUCAGCAUGAAACUGUUAUUUUGAUGAAAAGUGAGAUGUUUUUCUGAAAGAUUUUGUUUUACAGCCUAAAUAAAAUCAAUUUAAAUGUAAAA